AUGGAUGUUGCGCAUUUGGUGUUUGGCAUAUUUGGAAAUGCUUCCGCUCUGUUCCUCUUCUUGGCUCCAGUGAUCACAUUCAAGAGGAUUAUAAUCAACAAAUCCACAGAGAAAUUCUCGGGUAUUCCAUACGUUAUGACACUGCUCAAUUGUCUCCUUUCUGCUUGGUAUGGUCUACCUUUUGUGUCUCCCCACAACAUAUUAGUAUCAGCAGUGAAUGGCGCCGGAGCAGUGAUUGAAACCAUAUACGUUUUGAUCUUCAUCAUAUUGGCACCCAAGAAGGAAAAGGGUAGAAUUCUUGGGCUCUUCACCUUCGUGCUCUCAGUGUUCUCUGCUGUUGUUUUUGUGUCCCUUUUUGCUCUGCAUGACAAUUCCAGGAAGCUUUUUUGUGGCUUCGCUGCUGCCAUAUUUUCUAUAAUCAUGUAUGGUUCGCCACUCUCAAUUAUGAGACUAGUGAUAAGAACUAAGAGUGUGGAGUUCAUGCCCUUCUUCUUAUCGUUGUUUGUGCUUCUCUGUGGCACUUCCUGGUUUAUCUUCGGUGUGCUAGGCCGUGACCUAUUUGUUGCUGUACCUAAUGGUGUUGGUUCUGCUUUGGGUGCAAUGCAACUAAUAUUGUAUUUCAUAUACCGUAACAAGAAAGGUGUUCCAAUGAAGCAGGCCUCAACAGAGGAGGAAUCUAUGGAGAUGGGAGAUACAAAACCUUACCAAGAGAAACAACCUAAUGGAACUCAAGGAUGA
Gastrolobium bilobum is the source of this 738-nucleotide messenger RNA. RefSeq names its product bidirectional sugar transporter SWEET1-like. The coding region runs from base 1 to 738 and encodes 245 amino acids. Gene Ontology annotation, biological process: carbohydrate transport. Lineage: Eukaryota; Viridiplantae; Streptophyta; Magnoliopsida; Fabales; Fabaceae. The record is from RefSeq and is a predicted model, not a curated record. The transcript is spliced from 6 exons. Gene Ontology annotation, molecular function: sugar transmembrane transporter activity. Gene Ontology annotation, cellular component: membrane.